Molecule: messenger RNA, 3485 nt
Organism: Corticium candelabrum
Lineage: Eukaryota; Metazoa; Porifera; Homoscleromorpha; Homosclerophorida; Plakinidae
Exons: 5
Coding region: 59-3340 (1093 amino acids)
Biological process (GO): signal transduction
Molecular function (GO): protein binding
Source: RefSeq, a predicted model, not a curated record
ACUUCUCACACUAAUUUCAUCAUACUGAAAUCAGCGAAAGCUUGCCAAUUUGGAAGACAUGUGUGAACGGUAUCUAUUAGUCCACCUGUUGCGUCUGCUUUCUUUUUUGAGACAGGCGUGUGAAAGAGCUGCCGUCCGUUUUGGUCUCGUUCCAGAGGCCGUCGCUGCUGGCGGACACAGCGCUGCCGCUUACUACGAGAAUACUUUACGUACAGGAAAGCGUCGACCAUGUCACGUGAGAGUCUAUUUGCUGGGCCACGCACGAGUCGGCAAAACAAGCCUCUACCGCAAUCUGACGAAACAGAAAUUCCGUCACAAUGAACCGAGAACGACGGGGGCAGUGCUGUGCGACGUUAAAGCGCAUGAAGCGAACGACGAUUGGAAGGAGCUUACUGAGUCGCAGUCUAUUUUCAAUCGCGUGGUCAUCCGUCGGGUCGUUGAGCUGCUGGCUACGGUCUCUGGAAGAGAAUCCUUGGCGCUUUUUGUUGUGUUACUUGGUUUGUUGACUGUUGGAGCGGCUGUUUGUUGUUUGAUGCCAACACAACCAUUUGUAGUUACUACCAUAUUGCUGCUGGCAAUACCUUUUGUUGGGUGGGGAAUGGCAUUAUCCCUGGGAGUUGGCCUCUGGUUUACUGUGCUGUGUGCAGAGAUAUUAGCUAUAUCAUUAUCUGAUUCUUCAUUUGAUAUGGUAUGGAUUGUGGCUGGGCUGUUUGCUGUCGAGAUGAUGGGUUGUCUUACUGGGACCGUCCUAGGAGCCAAUUUUUCACUCGGGGUUUGCUUGACUUGUUGUGCGUUUGGGCUGUCACCUGGAUGUCUAGUUCAGACGGGUUGCUUUGAGAGUAAAGGCUUGAACUAUUUCGAAGCUGUUUCAAUUUACAUGGUAGGUGGAAUUGGUGGUGUCGCUUUAGCUGUGUUGGUCCCAACAGGAAGUAUUAGAUUUGAUGUCUUUCUGCUUGUUAUUCUUCCUCUGAUUACUGGUGGGUGCAUCACCAUGUCAACAUACUGUCCAGCAAUGUCAAAUAUUUGUCUUAUGUUAGUUGGUGGAUUUCUGUUUGGCAAUGGCAUUAGAUUUUGUCUUGUUUUGGGACGAUACUUAAACAUGCUGUUUGCUAAGCUGAUGGGCACAGGAGAGAAGCCAUGGUAUAUGAAAACUUGUGUGGCGUCUCUUCUUGUUGGGAUUGCUUUGGGUGUUUUGAUAGUUCAUACAGCAAGGUAUGUUAUGGUGAUGAGUUGUCCAACCUGUCCAGUAACAUUGGAAUUUCCAGGUUCUUUUCAACAACUUGUGACUCACAUCGCUGACCAGAUAGUAUAUUGUAUUCUGAAUGUUAGACAUUGGUUGAGGAACGAGCCUAUUGCAAGUUUACCAAAUGCGAAUGUGCCAGUUGAGUCAAUUGUUGAUCACAUGACUGCUAGUGAAGUCGAUGAUCUCCGCACUCCAUUACUGAAAAUGAUUGACUUUGCCGGUCAGCAUGCAUACUAUGCUAUGCAUCAUAUUUUUCUAUCAGCUCAAGGCAUUUUUAUUCUUGUGUUUGAUUUUCGAAGAGCUUCGAGUGAUUUUGAAAGACAUAUGGAAAAACUGCAUUUUUGGAUUAGCUCAGUGUUGGCCAUUGGAAAGAAUGACAAUGCACGCAUCUUCUUUGUUGGAACUCAUCGUGAUGAUUCAAAUCUUAAUUCCUCUAAGCGACAGAGAGUAGUUCGGCGAAUGUUUUCAAAAUUUAUCAACUUUCAUCCAUACAUUUGUUUUAAUCAAGAUGAACGAGAUGCUCGGCUCUCUCUUGUGUUUCAAAUUGAGAACAGCGUAUCGUCAGAUGGUCCAGCUGUGUGCUCACUUCGUAAACAGAUUAUUGAAGAAAUACGGCUAAAACAUGAAAGAAUGCAACAAAAUCCUAUUCGUUGGCUGGCAUUAGAAGAUCACAUUAUUUACCUUCGUAAUAAGGAUUUAUCAUCAGUACUUCCAUUGAGUCAACUACAGGAUGAAGCAGAGAAAUGUGAUAUUAAAGGUGAAGAGUUUAGUGAGGCUCUCGGUAAUCUCAAUGAUUCUGGAGUUGUAUUUUAUUCAAAUGAGAGCAGUCUAAAGGAUUAUGUUAUUAUUGAUCCACAAGCAUUGAUCGAUGCUCUUGUUGCACUGUUGUCUAUUCCAGCUUUUCAGAAUCGUGGCCUACACUUCUCUGUCUGGGAUCGACUGGAGAAGGAUGGGAUUGCUUCAUAUGAAUUACUUAAACAUGCUUGGAGAAAUCUUAGAGAUCCAAUUGAUAUUGUUAUCAAAUUUCUUCAAUAUUAUGGCAUUAUUUAUGAACUAACUUCUGGUCAGUCAGAACGAUAUUUUGCAGUUAUAUCUUGUUUGCCAUGCAAACUACCUUCUGAUGCUUGGAAUGAGCCAUACAAUAAAGAUGCCCAUGAGAGAGAAUGCAGGUCAAUCUACGUCAGAUUUCACCAUGUAUCUGACCCACAUCAAGCCUUUUUCUAUGUACUUUUAACUAAAGCACGUUUGCAAGCAGAGUCGGCUCAUCGUUUCAAAGUUCACUGGUCAAGGACUGGAGGUGUCUUUGCCUUUUACUUCUACACAUACGACAUUGUAGUGCCAUAUAAACUGGAAUAUAUUGAAGGAAUGUUCAAACUCACCAUCCAAAAGUGUCGCUAUUUAAUUGAAGGGACGGUUCUUCGAAAGCUAUGGGAGAUGCUCGAGGAGAUUAAAAGCAAAUUCUUUCCUUCAGUUCAAUUUGAAGUUGGUCCCGCUUGUCCUCACUGCUCUCUAUUUCAUAAAGAAAACAUGUCGCAGUCUUUACUUCUCACCAAACGUUGGGAGAGAGCUGUUAUUGAACAAGACAGUUUACAUAUUCUUCCACUGGCCACAAGUGGACAGACAGGCAACACAACUGAUUCUACCGAAGACGCAGUAAAGCAGUUUGUAAGAUGUCCAACUUUGUAUUGCAAUACUCGUGAGGUGCCAUUAACGCACAGCAACGUAGAAAGAUGGCUACAGAUCAGUCAAACUCGGCCAUUUGUGCAACGUGCAGCACAGAGAAUAUGGCAAGCCAAGAAUGCUGGUCCUCUGUAUUCUGCUGGAGGAGAAGUCGUUUCUGAUGAUGUGCUUGAACUGAUUGCUGAUCAGUUAAUGAGCAGUGAGUGGCGGCGACUGGCGCGAUGCUUGAAACUAUCAGGAAGUGACAUCAGUGAGAUAGACUACAAGAACAGGGGUGGUAAUCUGAGGGGCUGCUGUAGGGACAUAAUGAUGUUAUGGAAGAGAAGGGAACGCUCUGAUGCCCUCGGAUUUAUUUUGGUCAAAGCUCUGCACAAGGCCGACUUGCGUCAGUUGGCAGACCGAUAUAUACAGUUGUAAAACAGAUAAAUUACAGAUAGACAGUACAGAUAAACAGUAGAUAUACACACAAGUAGUCAAGUUAUAAAAUGUGGUAUAUAUCGAGGUGUUCCAUUACCAGAAGAGUUUGGCUUGUAAGAUGGCAUCAACAAGAAAACAAGGAAUG